GUUCUUGGAGUUCUUUGUUCCGGCCGCAGGCACAGGGGCCGGAUCUCAAGGAUCUGAGGGGGAAAGGGCGGCGAAUGGCGGAGGGUCGGAACCAGGGAAUUUCAACGAGCUCGGCUUGGCGAAGGAAGGGUUUGAGGAAGCGGGUCGCCGAGCGUCCCGGGGUGUGGGGGGAUGGGGGGCGGGGCCCGGGCCGGCAGCCCUUGGUACCCCUCAGGCUCGGAAGGAGCAUUUUGAGGCCGGCAGCUCCGACUCUGAGACGGGCAUCUCCCGUUUGGGAGACUCCAAUCCAGGCAGUCGCGGAUUCAUGAGAGAACUGCAUCAAAGAGGAAGGAAUAAUCCCAGGUCUCUUGCCAUUGGAGCUCCAGGGCACAGAUCCUGUAUGUUUGUGGGAUCUGUAUCCUUCUGUAAGGCCCUGUGUCUCGCUGCAAGAUUCCUGCUGCUGGGCCCUCCCUGCAGACACUCCUCUGACUGUACAGCCAUCUGCGACAUUCAUGGCUCUCUGGACUGUCUCUGGAACAUGGAAACCAAGAAGCAGGCUCUGGAGAGUGGAGGUGGAGCUCUGCGGUCUCAAGCCUCAGCCCUUUCCCAAGAUGGGGAAGACAAAACCAAGUUUCAGGAAACCGUGACCUUCAAGGACGUGGCUGUGGUCUUCACCGAGGAAGAGCUGGCGCUGUUGGACUCCACCCAGAUAAACCUGUACCAAGACGUGAUGCUGGAGAACUUCAGGAACCUGGUCUCUGUGGGUGAGGACAGCGACCUCCCUGUAAGAGACAGGAUUAAAAACAACAUUUCGAACCUUCAGGAAAAAGGGUUGAGUUACCUCUCACCAGAAGUGCUCUACUUUUGGCAGAUUUGGAAACGAAGGAUCAGUGAAUUGAGUGUGAGUCAGAAUUAUGUCAUGAAUCUUCAAGGAGAUUGUCCCCAAUAUUUAGAAGGAGAUGUUUCCCUCUGUGAAGAGUGGGCAGAAGUGUCUGAAAAUGAAAGGUAUGUAAUAAAUGCCAUUAAUUUAGAAAACCAAGACAUCACAGCUCGGAAAGGCCUGGCACAGGUCCUUACCCCAGAAUCUUGGAAGAAAGCCAACGUAAUGACUGAGCCUGAGAAUUCUCAGGGAAAGUACAAGAGAAUUCAUAUGGAAGAGAAAUUGGAUGGAUGUCCUCAGUGUGAUGGCAGCUUCUUUCAGACCUCACGUGAUUGUAAUGAUUUCCAAGAAUGUAAAGGAGAGGAACCUUACAGAUACACCGGCUGUGGGAAACAUUUGGUUAUGAAGUCAGCAGUCAAACACAGUCACGUGGUCUAUGCAGUGCGGCAACCUUUCAGGUGUAAUAACUAUAGAAUAGGUUUCAUAGAUGAUGCAAAUGCUCAUGUUCAUCACAGCGCUCACACAGGAGAAAAAUCUUGUAAAUAUGACCAGUGUGGAAAGGACUUUAGUCAGAGCUCAGGACUUACUGUUCACUAUAACACCCACUCAGGGGAGAAAACUUGUGAGGGUCAGGAGUGGGCUAAGGGCUGCAAACAGAGCUCAGACCUUCCCAGGAAUCAGAAAGGGCCCUUGGGAGACAAACCCUAUAAAGGCAUUGAAUGUGGCAAGCGCAGUUCUUUUCUUCACAACCAUCACCGAGUCCACACGGGGGAGAUGCCCUACACGUGUGACGUGUGUGGGAAGGGGUUCGGAUUCAGGUCGCUUCUGUGUAUCCACCAGGGAGUCCACACAGGGAAAAGGCCCUAUAUAUGCACAGAGUGUGGGAAGGGCUUCGGUCAGAGCUCCAGACUUCUUGUCCAUCAGAGGGUCCACACUGGAGAGAAGUACAAAUGCAGCAAGUGCAGCAAAUCCUUCGGCUCCAGCUCCGUCCUCCAAGUCCACUGGAGGCUGCACGUGGGAGAGAAGCCUUAUAGGUGUGGCAAGUGUGGAAAGGGCUUCAGCCAAAUCACACACCUGCACAUUCACCAGAUCCACACGGGGGAGAAACCCUACAAAUGCGACGUGUGCAGGAAGGCUUUCUCCUACAGCUCGUCUCUGCACCCUCACCGGAGGGUUCACACGGGAGAAAAGCCUUACAUGUGCCAAGUGUGCGGUAAGGACUUCAGUUACAGCUCCUAUUUUCACUUACAUCAGAGAGAUCACACCCGAGAGAAACCGCAUAAAUGUGAUGAGUGUGGGAGUGGCUUCAUUCGGAACUCCAAUCUUCACGUUCAUCUCAGAGUCCGCACAGGAGAGAGGCUCUGUAAGUGUAAAGAAUGCGGGAAGGGCUUCGGUCGUAACUCUUAAUCCUCUUGCCCGUCAGACGGCACAUAGGGAUGAGAUGGACUAUGCAUGUCCUGAGCCUGGCAAGGCCCAGGAAAUACGUAGCUCAGACCUUCGUACUCAGCCAAGUCUGCACAAGAGGACAGAAACAUUAUAAAGGUAGUCAGUCUGUGUUCAAUCAGGAAAACAGAAGCCACUUAUGUGUUCCAGAUGACAGAGGCUUACUCAGCCAUUGGGAGGGCCGGGGGGAGCAAAGGACAGGGACACGACCACCCGUGAUGUCAGCUGGCCGCACUGAAGCACGUGGUUCUUAAGGGCACUCCAGGAAACCACCGUGGGUCUCAACACCUUCCUUGAACCUCUCAUCAGCCGUCAUCUGCUGUCGUGGCAAAGAAAGUGAUUCUUUUUUUUUUUUUUAGGUUUUGAAGCUUUGUUUAUUUAUUUAUUUAUUGAAUUUAGAAAGUGAUUCUUUUUUUUUUUAGGUUUUGAAGCUUUGUUUAUUUAUUUAUUUAUUUAUUUAUUGAAUUUAGAAAGUGAUUCUUGACAAAUGGGUUGUUUGUGGCAAUAGUCACAGGUCAAAUUUCCAUUAAUGGGUACGCCCAGGAAGGACAUUCUAAUUGGGAUGAGGAGAGUAAGAACUUCAGUCCAGCCAUAAUCUUUAGGUGAUUUUGUUUUUUUGUUUUUGGAGUCUCCUCUAGAAAGACAGUCUCCGUUAAGAACAUUCAAAAUAGUGCUCAGACAUGAGAGCUAUGUUAUUAGUAUGGUAAGAAUUAGGCCAUACUCAGUUUUCAAAUCCAUUAGAAUUUCCACACAGGAGAAGCUCUGUAGAAGCGAUAUUUUUAGGGUGUGGCAGAGAUAGUGAUACGUAUUCAUAUUCGUACUGGUUCUAUUUCCUGGGCACAUAGGAAGACUCCAUUUCCCAGCAGGCCUUGCAGUUAAGGGUGGGCCCAUGUGAUUGAGUUUCAACCGAUGGAGUGUGUGCAAAAGUGAUAUGCGCUACUUCCAGGACUGGCCCUUACAAGCAUCUGUCCAUGUCCUCCAGACUUCUCUUUCCUGUCAUGGUGGUUUCGGAGGCUGUUUCUUCCAGAUGGGAAGGUGGCUAUCUGUGUUGGACUCUUUUGUUUUUGUUUCUUUUGAGUGAGAAAUAAACAUUUAUUGUGUUACA
Molecule: messenger RNA, 3407 nt
Organism: Delphinapterus leucas (beluga whale)
Lineage: Eukaryota; Metazoa; Chordata; Mammalia; Artiodactyla; Monodontidae
Source: RefSeq, a predicted model, not a curated record